Molecule: messenger RNA, 1232 nt
Organism: Olea europaea var. sylvestris
Lineage: Eukaryota; Viridiplantae; Streptophyta; Magnoliopsida; Lamiales; Oleaceae
Product: bidirectional sugar transporter SWEET2-like
Exons: 7
Coding region: 269-1048 (259 amino acids)
Biological process (GO): carbohydrate transport
Cellular component (GO): membrane
Molecular function (GO): sugar transmembrane transporter activity
Source: RefSeq, a predicted model, not a curated record
UGAUAUGGUGCAAACAUUCUAAAAUUGCGCCACGCCUCCAUUCCUCAUCAUAAUAUAGACCACAGACAAAUGAAAACCCUGUCCAUAGCCAUAGCCCCUGUUUGAGAAGCAUUAGUGAGUGAAUAUUUCUAAAAUCAGGCGAGCCUCAAAUUAUACCAGGGCAAUUACUCUUACUUUUAGCAGUUUAUGAACACACGGACAGAGAAAACGAGCUGGAAAGGAAGAUUUCUUGUUUAUAAUUUGGGUUUUCAGAAACAAAAAGGAUUUGAUGGUUUUUCUGGGUUCAUUUCAAACUUUAUCUAUUUGCAAAGAUGCAGCUGGAAUCGCGGGAAACAUCUCUGCUUUGGUAUUGUUUGUAUCUCCAGUGCCGACUUUCCGUAGAAUAAUCAGGAACGAGUCGACAGAACAGUUCUCGGGGUUGCCAUAUAUAUACGCGCUCCUGAACUGCAUAAUCUGUGCCUGGUACGGUUCGCCUUUGAUAUCUUCUGAUAAUUUGUCGGUUACCACCGUUAAUUCGGUAGGUGCAGUUUUCCAGAUUGUCUACAUUAUCCUCUUCAUAAUAUACGCAGAGAAAACAGAAAAGGUGAGGGUGAUUGGAUUGCUAUUGGCAGUUUUAGGCAUAUUUGCCGUUAUCGUCAUUGGGAGCUUGUUGAUAAUAGACCUUGACGUUCGUCACGUCGCCAUUGGGUUCCUGAGCAGUGCUUCCCUCGUCUCAAUGCUUGCUUCCCCUUUGUUUAUAAUUAAUCUGGUGAUCAAAACGAGGAGUGUUGAAUUCAUGCCGUUUUACCUGUCCCUCUCCACUUUUUUGAUGAGCACUUCUUUUCUUCUGUAUGGAAUCUUCAGUUUCGAUCCCUUCAUAUAUGCCCCAAAUGGAAUUGGAACUGUUCUAGCAAUUAUACAAUUAGUUUUGUUCUCUUACUACAAAAAUGCAUCAAGAGACAACUCUGUAGUACCUUUACUGGUGUCUCAUGACAUGAUCAAUGGAAAGGAAGAAUUAAAUUUUCAGACUUGGGCAGCAGUUGAGGAGGGACGCCUCUCGAGUUCAUGAAGAACGGUGGAUAUCCAAACUCGGCCAUGAUAAUAAAUUCUGGAUUGUUCCAAUUAGCGUUGGAUUAUUCAUUGUUAAGGUUAAAUACUUGUUGAGUGUGCAAUUGACUGUAGUUUGUAAACUACGAUGAAUGUGUAAAGGAUUAUGCUUAAAGUUCCAAUGAAUCUUCCUGUUUUUCACUUUA